AUGAUUAAAACACCUAAUCUUCAAUAUUUUUCAACAGAAUUCAGUUGUUUUACUUGUAGCUUCAAUAAUGAUAAUGAAAAUAAAACAAAAACAUCAUUAAGAAAUUUACCAAUGAAAAAACUUAAAUUAAUUAAUCUUUGGUCACGAAAUAUAUUGAUAAAUCUUUUGCAUAUUAUGCCAAAUUUAUAUUAUUUAAAUAUUAAAGGAUGGACAUUUUAUAUAAAUGGAUAUGAAUGGAAAGAUAUUAUUGUUAAAUACUUACCUAACCUAAGAACAUUUCGUUUAACUAUGUUAUUAGAAUUUAAUAAUAAUAUAAAUAAAGAAAAACAUAUUGAUCAAUUAUUAGAAGCAUAUCGUAGUCCAUUCUGGAUUGAAGAACAUCAACGGUUUAUUGAAUGUCUUUGGAUAGAAUCUAUCAAUGAAAAAUUGUUUUGUUUAUAUUCAUUACCAUACUCUUUUGAAAGUAUUCCAGGAAGUGUUUCUCAGCCAAGUUAUCGUGCUAAAUUGGCCUGUCCGUCACAAAUUAAGUUUUCUUAUGAUCAUGUUCACAAUCUACUAUAUGAUUCGUCACUAUUUACGAAUACAGAAUUUUCUCAUAUACAAUUUAAUCAUAUAAAAGAUCUUAAAAUUAAACUACCGUUCGAUGAUAAAUUUUUUUCAAUCAUCUUAAACUUCGAUUAUUUAUUAUCACUUACAUUAUCACAUUUAAAUCAUUAUUCAUCUCAGUUGCAAUCUUUAUUCGAUAAAAUUCCUCAUUUGUUAUCGUUAAAAUUUCAAUCAUGGUCCACAAAAGACAUGCCUCCAUUCGAUAUUAAGUGUUCAUCAGUUCGUUAUCUUGAUAUACAAGGAUUUGACGCUACGCAUAAUCGUCACUGUUUUAAUAUUCGACAAUUAACAAAUAUACCUAGUAUACUUGAACUUGUAUAUAUGAUGAAGAAUCUUCGUACACUUUAUAUUACAUAUUUUCCUGAUUCACGAAGUCAUCAACCUGAUGUUGUUGACUUAAUACGACACUUUGCACCACCAACAACCAUCGUUACACGAAAAUAUUAUGGAUAUAUUACUAUUCGAUUGUAA
Messenger RNA from Rotaria sp. Silwood2, 1077 nucleotides. The record is from the annotation of a GenBank genome assembly. NCBI's taxonomy places the organism in Eukaryota, Metazoa, Rotifera, Eurotatoria, Philodinida, Philodinidae.